CUCUUACAAAAUAAAGUGGACUACAAAGUGCUAUUACAGAAAUUAAUUCUACUAAUGUUGUAGUUAACUCUUACGGAGACGUAUUCUGGGCCAUACCCACUUCAUUAAUUGGUAAAUGUGAUUUCGAUUAUGAUGAUUAUCCAUUAGAUGUUGCAAAAUGUAAAGUUUUUCUGGAAAAUUGGACUAACAAAGGCAGAGAGGUCAAUUUUAGCCUCCUUGAUCCUGAACCUAACCUAAGAUAUUUUAACAAUGAUAAUCCUUAUUGGAAUAUGAAGGAAUGUCAUCUUAAUAAAACAGAUAUAUUUUUCGGAAAUGAAUUUUAUCCAAGGAUAGAGCUGAUAUGUGUACUCGCAAGACGACAACCAAUUGCUCAAUAUCAAUUACAAUGGAUAAUUUCUAUUAUUGUUGUAUUGUUGACUCUGUGUAUGUUUUGGAUUCCGGCAGACAUCAGGCAGAAACUAACCUUAGGAUGUGUGGUGUUGAUAAUAUUAACUAUUAGCCUUAUUACCAUCACAUCGACUGUAAAAGUACCUCAAGUCGCUGAACUUAUAGCUAAACCUAUCCACAUAACGAUGUUCGUCGUCUUAGUGGCUAUUGUAUUCGAGGUCAUCAUCAUUAAUUUUCGAUACAUUCAAGAUUACGAACCUCCCGAAUUUAUCCUCAACAUAUUUUCAGGAACCAUCGCUAAAUUAUUAGUAAUUAAUUCAAUUCGCACGAAAGAGAAACCAAUGGAUAAAGUGAAUUUGUACGAAAAUCAAGAUGAAGUGGCUCCUCUUCAACGACUAACAGAAAACGAAAACUGGCAAAUAAUUACUCAAAUUGUGGAUAGAAUAUUGUUCAUUUUUUAUGUACUAUUGCUAAGUUCUAUACCUAAAACAAUAUAAACUUCAAUUUUGAUAAUUAAAUAUUAUAUCUUAUUCCGUUAGCAUUAAUCCCGUUUAACGUAAACUACCGGUAUGUAUCAUCAGUUUUAAACGUUCCAACAGAAACCUCAUGUUUUCGGGUAUAAAUAACCAUAUUAUUUUUAUUCUUUCCGACUUUUGGGCCCUAAGAAGGUUUUUUUUUUAUCAGGCCCAUCGUGGGUUCGACCAAACUCUCAAUAGAGCUGCUGGGUGAUGAAAACUUCCCAGAUAUUUCAAUAUUACUCUGAAACGUAUAAUAAUGAAAUGGUUAAUAAGCAUUUGUUGUACGUGCUAAUAGCGCAUGUGUUCGAUUGUUCGAACUCGAAAAUAGUUAUUUUAAUGUACUAUUCUUGGUAGUAAUAAGUACGGAAAUUUAAAAUAAAUAUUUAAAAUUGGAUAUUUGCUGUAUAUACAUUAGAUGAUAAAUGAUGCACAACACGUCGUGGUUUCACAAUCUUCACAUUGCAUUACAGUAAGUCUGUCUGUGACGCAAUACUCCAACUCCUUCCUCACUUUGCAUUACGUAUCAGGAGUCGUUGAGGUUGUAACUCGCUAAUAAUACUCGCUAAAAGU
Molecule: messenger RNA, 1475 nt
Organism: Centruroides sculpturatus (bark scorpion)
Lineage: Eukaryota; Metazoa; Arthropoda; Arachnida; Scorpiones; Buthidae
Product: acetylcholine receptor subunit beta-like 1
Exons: 3
Coding region: 270-884 (204 amino acids)
Biological process (GO): monoatomic ion transport
Cellular component (GO): membrane
Source: RefSeq, a predicted model, not a curated record